Messenger RNA from Penicillium pulvis, 696 nucleotides. RefSeq lists its product as uncharacterized. The record is from RefSeq and is a predicted model, not a curated record. The coding region runs from base 1 to 696 and encodes 231 amino acids. Lineage: Eukaryota; Fungi; Ascomycota; Eurotiomycetes; Eurotiales; Aspergillaceae. The transcript has 2 exons.
AUGGCUGACCACAACACCACUGCUAGAGUUGCUCAGUCAGCCUCCCCCAUGUCCAUUAAGAGCGAUCGCUGCAUAGAAGCUCCGAGAGACACAUGUCAAAGAUGCUUUCUCCGGAUGGAAAAGUUUCCCGGUCACCACUGUGUCUGGAGUGAGGGCCGCAAGAGAUGCCAUUAUUGUGGAACUGUCGACCACCGCUGCAUUCCGCUACCCGACGAGUUCCAGGAUGAGGCCGAGCUAGCCAUGCUCAGACCGGCCAGUGAGCUUCCCAGCCUUGUUCGGGGUAUCCGCCGGAAGAUAAGUAACCGCACUAAAAGGAUCAACCGGGAGAGAUUGUCAGAGUCAGCUGCUGCAACUCCUGCUACUGAGACCGAAUCUGAGAGUGAAGAUGAGGACAAUGGCAGUGACGAGGACUAUGAUCCGGAUUUCGCCCUCAACGAGCAGCUUUGCAGCUCUGAUGAGGCGUAUGAGAACUCUGAGAUGGAUGCCGCUUCGGAGGAACAACUUCAAUGCUGUCUUACUUCCGCUGUAGCGUAUGAAGAUAGCGAGAUAGAUGUGGCAGCCGAGGAGCAGCUGCAAAGCUCUCUUGCUGAAGAGGCUUGGGAACUGGAAGUGAAGGAAGAGCCAGUUUCAUGGCAUAGUCAGACUCAGCUGGAACAAUGGGGACGAUGGGAACGGGAGCACUGGCAGAUUGAGUGA